UAGGAAUUAGAUUCAAGAAAAAAAAAUAAGUGAAAGAAAAUCAAAUAAAAUGUUGAAAUUUGAUAUUUUUGCAAAAAUUAAUACAAAAUUAUUGCCUAUGAAGGCCCACUAUUUCUUGUAUAAUUUAGCAACUGGGCCUAUAAUUGCAAAUUUAUCAAUAAUUGCAAGACAAAAAGGAUUUUCAUCUACUAUCGUUGGUGUACUUUUAACUGCUCUUUAUUUAGUUGCAACCAUAGCAAAGCCAGUUUUUGGCUGGUUAUCUGAUCACUUUAAAAUUCAUAAAUUCAUUUUUAUUUUGAUGCAAGGAAUAACAGCGUUAACAUUCUUUUGUGUAUAUUUCAUUCCGUCCUUUACAAAUCAAGUAACAGUAAAUAGUAAUGAAAAUAGUACAGAAUUAUAUUUUUGUCCAAAGGAACCAAUUUGGGAUAAUUGUUUAAAGGAAAGAAUUGAACAAUACAAAAUAAAAAUAUUUAAAUGUAAUUUAUAUUGUAAACCAGAAAUUUGGAUGAAAGAUAAAAUAUGUCAAUAUAGUGAUGAUGAUAUUAAUUGCCAUUCAAAAUUUAAACCAUUUAAACAUGAAAUUUAUUUAGAUAUGGAAACAAUAGAAAAAGAUUCUAGUUGCAUAAUUAUGAAAGAAUUCAAGAAUACAUUAGUUUUAAAUAAUAGUAUGACGACAUUUUAUUCUGAUGCUGCUCUGUUUGCAAAAUUUUAUGAAAUAAAUUGUGAAGCAACAUGUGAAGAUGAUUUCUUAAAGGGUACAUUAGCAAAUAAGGGUACAAUGUCAGAUGAUGAAAUUUUAAAACAAUAUCAAUUUUGGUUAUUUUGUGGAUUACUUUUAAUUGGUUACUCGUCAAAUUCAGUUGUAAUUAGUAUGGCUGAUACAAUUUGUUUUGAUUUACUAGGUGAGGAUAGUCAUUUGUAUGGAAGGCAAAGAAUGUGGGAUGCUGUGGGAUGGGGUGUUGCCGCAGUUUUAAUUGGAACAAUAAUUGAUGGUAUUUCUGGUAAUUCAGUAUUUAAAGAUUAUACAAUUGUAUAUUUUUUCUGUUUGGUUAUAAUAUUGAUGAAUAUGCUGUGUUCUCUGAAAUUGGAGUACACUCAACCAGUAAAAUCAAAAAGUAUUUUAAAGGAUGUUGGAAAACUUUUUAAAUCAGCUAAAAUUUUUACAUUUUUCUGUUGGUGUUGUCUUGCUGGUUUUUUUUCAGCUGUUAUUUGGAAUUUUGUAUUUUGGCAUUUGGAAGAAUUAUCAGAUCAAAUAGGACAAAAUGAUUGUGGUAGCAAUUAUAUUAAAACUUUGGAAGGAAUUGAUUUGCUUUUCCAGUGUCUUAUUGGAGAAAUUCCAUUUUUCUUUUUUGCUGGUUAUAUUAUAAAAAAGAUUGGAUCAAUUAAUUGUAUGCACAUAACAUUUGCAGCAUUUACAAUUCGAUUUUUUUAUUAUUCUGCACUUUUAAAUCCCUGGUGGGUAUUACCAAUAGAGGCACUUAAUGGUUUAACUUAUGGUUUAUUAUAUGCAACCAUGACAACAUAUGUAAAUAUUAUAGCACCACCUGGAACAGAGGCAACCUUACAGGGAUUUGUUGGAGCACUUUUUGAAGGAGUUGGAAUUUCAUUAGGUAACUUUGCCGCUGGAACUCUCUUUAAUAUCUUUGGAGGACAUUAUGCAUUUUUGAUUUUUGGUAUAACAUCAGCUUCUGCAUUGGCAAUUCAUAUUUUGGUACAUAUGAUUUUUAAUUGGUAUGAAAAAAAUAAAAAACCAUCGAAUGAAGUCAUUAAACCAUAA
Molecule: messenger RNA, 1777 nt
Organism: Condylostylus longicornis
Lineage: Eukaryota; Metazoa; Arthropoda; Insecta; Diptera; Dolichopodidae
Product: major facilitator superfamily domain-containing protein 6-like
Exons: 4
Coding region: 50-1777 (575 amino acids)
Cellular component (GO): membrane
Source: RefSeq, a predicted model, not a curated record